AUGGCUGAAUCACAUCCCGACAUUCAGAGCAUUCUUGCAGCAUUAGCUGCUCAACGCCCGCCUGCGACCACGCCGUCGCAGACACCACCAGCACCGCCUGGGCAGGCUUAUCCUCCUCCAUCUUCGUCCGCACAGCCACCUCCAUACCAAAUUCCUCCUGCAGCUGCUGCUCCUGGCUUCACCGCAUCUGGCCAUCUUCCUGCUCCGGCCGCCAGCGGAAAUGUUGAUUUGAGCGCCAUUCGCCCGGUAAACUCUGGCACAAUGAAUUUUGACGAUGUUGCUUCCAAGGCAAGAGCAUAUGCUGCAGAGAAGGGCGCUUCGUCGUACGACCGGCCUCUUGCGUACGGUUCCGAUUCACGGAAUAGCGAUCGCAGUUAUCGUCGCUCGCGAUCUCGAUCCCCUUCCCGUGGCGAUUAUAGGGACGAUCGUAGAGGCGGUCAUGGGAGGGAUCAUGGAAGAGAUCGUUCGUUUUCACCACCAUCCAGGGGCCGAUUCUCCCCUCGCGGCGGCGGCGGCAGCGGCGGCGGCGGCGGCGGCGGGGGGAGCGGCCGAGAUCGGUCACCUCUACGUGGAGGAGAUGAUAGUUCAGAGACUAUUCAAAUUGAAUCAAGCCUGGUAGGACUCAUUAUUGGACGCCUCGGUGAGAACUUGCGUCGCAUCGAGGCCGACACAAAUUGUCGGGUGCAGUUCCUCGCUGCCACUGAUGGUGGUCCCUUUCGUCAAUGUAGGAUCACUGGUCCUCGACCGCGUCGUGCUGAUGUGAAGUCUGCCAUUAAUCGAAUAAUCGAAGACAGUGGCAUGGGGGCCUUGAAUAGACCUGCGGACAAGAGCCGCGAUGCCGAUAAGGGCGGCGCUGCCGCUCUGCGAGAAGGCGAAGACCACAUGCAAAUCAUGGUUCCUGACCGUACCGUGGGUUUAAUCAUUGGCCGCGGAGGCGAAACCAUCCGUGACUUGCAAGAACGAUCCGGCUGUCACAUCAACAUAGUGGGAGAGUCAAAGAGUGUCAACGGACUGCGGCCCGUUAACCUCAUCGGCACGGUGGAGGCUGCCGCGCGGGCAAAGGACUUCAUCAUGGAAAUCGUGGAUAGUGACACAAGAGGAGACGGCCCUAGUGCAAAGAAGGAAGCCCCUGUCGUCUCCCGCUCUCAGGGCCUGGCAAGGGAUAUGGGAGGUAAUGCUGGGCCAGACAAGGUCACCGACUCCAUCUACGUGCCGUCUGAUGCUGUGGGCAUGAUCAUUGGCAAAGGUGGUGAAACAAUCCGUGAGAUGCAGAACAAUACUGGCUGCAAGAUAAACGUUGCCCAGUCUUCGGGCCCUGGCGAGAUUCAGCGAGAAAUUGCCUUGAUUGGCACACGAGAUAGUAUCGCGCGAGCCAAACAAGCUAUUGAUGAAAAGGUUGAUGCAGUGCGCCAAAAGGGCAGUGGCGGAAGCGCACCUCCUCGCAAUCGCGGCCACCACGAUCAGGACCGACCGUCGUUAUCACAAGCCCACGAUUCGUCUACUAACCCGCCUCGAGCAACAUCCGGAGACGGUUCGGAUCCGUACGCUCAAUACGGGGGAUACCAGAACUACGUCGCUCUCUGGUACCAGUCUCUCAUGUACCAGCAACAACAACAGCAAACUGGAGACGGUCCACCGACAGGCGCCCCAGCUCCCGGCUCUUCGUGA
Molecule: messenger RNA, 1668 nt
Organism: Ustilaginoidea virens
Lineage: Eukaryota; Fungi; Ascomycota; Sordariomycetes; Hypocreales; Clavicipitaceae
Exons: 4
Coding region: 1-1668 (555 amino acids)
Biological process (GO): regulation of gene expression
Cellular component (GO): cytoplasm; nucleus
Molecular function (GO): mRNA binding
Source: RefSeq, a predicted model, not a curated record